GAGCAAGUCUUUCAUGUUCAGUGCUCUGUACGCCGCCCUGGUGUUUGGAGGUCAGCACCACAUGAAGACUCGAGCCAAACUGAACCUACGAGUGCCGCUCGUCCUCUGGUCUCUGAGCCUCGCCGUGUUCAGCAUCAUCGGGGCGGUUCGGACUGGUUCCUACAUGUUUCACAUCCUGAGCUCCUGUGGCUUCAAGCACUCCAUCUGUGACCAGAGCUUCUACAUCGGACCGGUCAGCAAAUUCUGGGCCUACGCCUUCGUUCUCAGCAAGGCUCCAGAACUCGGAGACACAGUGUUCAUCGUGCUCAGGAAGCAGAAGCUCAUCUUCCUGCACUGGUACCACCACAUCACCGUGCUGCUCUACUCCUGGUACUCCUACAAAGACAUGGUGGCUGGUGGCGGCUGGUUUAUGACCAUGAACUACUCGGUGCAUGCGCUCAUGUACAGUUAUUACGCGGCUCGUGCCGCCGGGCUGCGCGUGCCCCGCCCCUUUGCUGUGCUCAUCACCAGUGCUCAGAUAGCUCAGAUGGGCAUGGGGCUGACUGUGAGUGGGCUGGUGUACAGCUGGAUGCAGCAGGGUAACUGCCACUCCCACCUGGACAACAUCACCUGGGCCACGCUCAUGUACCUGAGCUACCUGCUGCUCUUCUCCAACUUCUUCUACCACACGUACGUGCGCUGCCACGCCAAGACCACCAAGACUGACUGAGCGCAGGGAUUAGUCUGAUUCCAGACUGCUGAAGCUGCUGCAGACAUUUAAAAAUCAGCAAAAGCUUUCUGAAACACACUUCAUCAGUUUCAUGUCUUCAGAUGAAUGUUAAGAAUCAUGUAGUUGUUUAAAUGUGGAAUAUUUGAAAAUGAGGGUAUAAAUAUGAACUUUUUAAAUACACAAACACUAACUUGCGUAUGGAGGAGUACACAACCUGUCAGUAACUUUCCCAGUAUAUUUGUUUGAAGGAAUAUAUUUGGACUGGUGUUCAGGUGAAACUGCAUGGAUGAAAAUGUGACACUAACUCAGGACAGAUGUUUUCCUCCACUGGUUGAACUGGUUUUACUGCUGUAAGACCUGCUGACAUCAGACUCAGGAAAUGUUUUAAAACCUGUUGUAAAAUAAUUAAAAGCAGCAAACUUGUCACAAUGAAGCAAAAACAUUUGAUUUAAUGACUUCAGUUGUAUGAAUGUCAGAAUGUAGCUUUACAGUGUACAUACAUGACUGUUAACAGGACAAAUGACUUGAUUGUACCCCCCCCCCCCCYCUUUAAAAUCAGUUUGUAAAUCGCAGGUUGAUGACAGAAGUUUUCAUAUUUUCUAGAAACAUUUUGGGCAGCUGAAUUUGAUUUAAUUAUAACAUGUAUGAUGGUGAACAUGUCAGAAUUUGAAGAAAAGAGCAGCAGAAUUCUGAAAAAGCUGUGACUUSAUAAAAUGACAGGAUUAUUCACUGCAUGAACAAAGUAUUUGGGACUCGAUGUUUUUAAAAAUGGUCCACAUACAAGUGGAAAAUAUGGAUGUUUUUAUGUUUAACAUUUAUUUAUUGUGAGAUUGUAAUAAAAAGUUAAUUGUUACUUGUCUCCAUUUUCCGUACCUUUAGUUGAAAUUUAUGUUGACCUAUUUGAUGGGCCCAAAGCUUCAGUUUUUUGAGUUUUUGUAAAUAAAUUUGAACCAUGUUUUCAUAAA
Molecule: messenger RNA, 1674 nt
Organism: Austrofundulus limnaeus
Lineage: Eukaryota; Metazoa; Chordata; Actinopteri; Cyprinodontiformes; Rivulidae
Product: elongation of very long chain fatty acids protein 6
Biological process (GO): very long-chain fatty acid biosynthetic process; fatty acid elongation, polyunsaturated fatty acid; sphingolipid biosynthetic process
Cellular component (GO): endoplasmic reticulum membrane; endoplasmic reticulum
Molecular function (GO): fatty acid elongase activity
Source: RefSeq, a predicted model, not a curated record